UGGGACUCAGUGGAGAACAAACAUAUUCAUGCAAUGUUCAUGCAAAGACACAAAGGGGCAGUAUUGUUCCACACAAGUACAGAGUCACAGCCGUCUGAAGGUGCAAAGAAAAAUGGAGCUGGUCCUUUUCACCUGUCUGCUCUUUCUCUGGCCAGUAGCAGGUACUGAAUCUGAACAAGUAAUUGACCGCUAUGGUUUAAAAGGAAAGCCUUACCUUCUGGAUGUGGAAGGAGUGAAGCCAGCAGAAAACAGAAAAUUUUACUGGAGGUUCAACACUUCUAAAACUAUACUGGAAUACACAUUCAAGAUUGAUUAUCUCGACAUUUUUCCUCACUAUGAGAGUAAAGUGAUGUUUUUUAAGACAAACUUUUUGCUACAAAUUAAUAAACUGGAGGAAUCAGAUAAUGGAUUUUACACAGCAAUAAUACAAGACAAAGAAGGAACUGACAAAAGCAUUGUAACUUACAGAUUAAUCCCCCAAGAUUCUGUGAUUAAACCAGAGUUAAAGGUGAAGUCAGCUUCAGCCAGUGAAGAGCGCUGCAACAUCUCUGCUACAUGCACUGUCGGUCAAGACAAUUCUGUGUCCUACAAUUGCCAGCAGACGCAUUGCACUGAAGUGAGACGAGACUACAUAGAGUCGGAUGCCCUGGAGAUCGUUGUCACUGUAGAGAACAGCAGUAUUGUGUGCAAGGCCAGCAACCGAGUCAGCAAAGAGUCUCAUUGGUUGGCUUUAAAAGAUGUCUGUAGAAACAGCGAGCCCCACAAUGCAGCAGUGAUCAUUGGUGUGGCGAGUGGGAUCAGUGUUGUCGUGACCUUCUUUGUUCUGAGCAUCAUCUAUAUGGAAAUCUAGAGGACAUCUACACUACAUAUUCUAC
Lepisosteus oculatus (spotted gar) is the source of this 875-nucleotide messenger RNA. NCBI's taxonomy places the organism in Eukaryota, Metazoa, Chordata, Actinopteri, Semionotiformes, Lepisosteidae. The record is from RefSeq and is a predicted model, not a curated record.